AUGGCGCACACGUCGUCCCCCGCCCUCUCGGACCUCAUCUUCCCCACGACCGCCAGCCACAACUUCUCCCACAUCCUGACGGACCUCAAGCGCGCCAACCUGUCCGUCGCGAACCGGCUGCGGUCCAUCGUCCAGGACGCCGACUUCGUGCGCGGGGCCGCCGCCUCUUUUGGCGACCGGCCCCUUGUCGCCAACGAGCGCUGCGGCAGCUGGUACGUCCGCCCGGCCGACAAGCGCGGGAGCGCCUACUUCAAGAGCACCGACGGCCACACCAACGCCUGGAAGUUCAGCACCCGCCGCCUCAACCUGCACCUGCUCGAGCUGAUCGGGAAGUAUGACGGAUGCAUCAUCGUCGACUCGACACGGCGAGGCAAGAGAAUGCCUGACGCGUUGAGCAAAACCAUCCCGGUCUGGUGCACCGUCCUCAACAUGGCCCUUUUCCCCGACCUCCCCCACGCGGACCGCCUCUUCACCCCUCCCAACGUCGUCUCCGCCUCGGAGCACGCCCAGAUCGCCGCCCUCCUGCCCUCCUUUCUCGCCUCCCUCAAGGCCCUCGAGAUCGACCUCGCCCCGCUACGCACCCACCUCUCCAAGCCCCUGCGGCCCUUCUGGGUGACCCAGGAGACGCGCCUCGCCGCGGACACCCCCGUCGGAGCCGCCGUCUUUGACGACUACCACCCCGUCAUCUGCUGCACCUCGUCGCGCCGCGUCGCCGGCGCCGAGAUGAGCGAGGCCGGCUACAUCCAGGGCGCCGGCGACGACACGGAGAACUGGGCCAUGGGACUGACGGCCGACGUCUUCUGGGAGAACGCCGACGCCCUGCUCUCCGCCCCGGAGGCCGACCUCCCGGACGCCGUCGCCCGCCUCGUCGCCGAGAAGAAGCGUAACGCCCCGCGCGGCGUGGCCCCCAAGCGUGUGGCGCCGCUCAUCCUCGUGUGCCCCCUACCCUUGGACGACGAUGACAACGGCGGCACGGCCCGGUGCGUGGUCGCACUCACACAAGACGUCACGCCGCCGGGGUCAUGGGUGAAGUCUCCGAGCCGCAUGGAAGUCGGCCUGGGGAAGCACAAGGUCGCCAGCCGCAACCUGCGACAGGCGUUGCCGGACAUUUGCUCCUUUGUCUCCCGUUAUCUCGACGCGCACCAGGAUGCCGACGGGGCUGCGGGCGAUGUUCUCUUCGCCUGCGAGACGGGCAAGGACCUGUCCAUCGGCUCUGCGCUGGCUGUCUACUGCUGGUGCUUCGACCAGAACGGCAAGCGCCGCGUGGCCGACUCCAAGACCUUCUUCAACAAGGACAUGAUCCGGGUCAAGCUCGGCACCAUCAUGACGGCCUUCCCCGAGGCGAACGCCAACAGGGCAACGUUGCAAAGCGUAAACAGUUUUCUCAUGGACCACCGGAGAUGA
Messenger RNA from Colletotrichum higginsianum IMI 349063, 1404 nucleotides. Its product is annotated as Initiator tRNA phosphoribosyl transferase. Bases 1 to 1404 code for a protein of 467 amino acids. The record is from RefSeq and is a predicted model, not a curated record. NCBI's taxonomy places the organism in Eukaryota, Fungi, Ascomycota, Sordariomycetes, Glomerellales, Glomerellaceae. Gene Ontology annotation, biological process: charged-tRNA amino acid modification. Gene Ontology annotation, molecular function: tRNA adenosine(64)-2'-O-ribosylphosphate transferase activity. The transcript is spliced from 3 exons. Gene Ontology annotation, cellular component: cytoplasm.